Messenger RNA from Seriola dumerili (greater amberjack), 936 nucleotides. It is a transcript of the gene fam180a, whose product is annotated as family with sequence similarity 180 member A. Lineage: Eukaryota; Metazoa; Chordata; Actinopteri; Carangiformes; Carangidae. The transcript is spliced from 3 exons. The record is from RefSeq and is a predicted model, not a curated record. Bases 149 to 661 code for a protein of 170 amino acids.
AGAUGCUGACACUCGACCGUCAGACUGUUUUCAUCCACCUCUGCGAUGUUCAAUUCAUGACUGUGACUGCGUCCCCCGGAGAGAGGCAGGGCUUCACGAGAAGGGGAGUGUGUGUUGAGCAGUGUGAGUGGACCUGUUGUGUGUGAGGAUGGUCAACAUGACGCAGGGGUGGGCUUUACUCGCCGUUGUUUACCUGUCCAUCUACCUGGCAGCCACUCAGCAUCACAGGAAAGCGCUGUAUCCAUCUGCGUAUAGAAUAAAGCGUGGGACGUAUUUGCUGAUCAACCCCACGUUCCAGCGCUCGGUGGAGGACGUCAAGCUGCUUUUUGAGAUCCUGCUGGCUGGGAUGCAGAUAGAAGGUGAACAACACUCCAUGCUGAUCCCAGAUGAGGAGCUUGCCUCCCUGAGGAGCGUGGAGAAGCUGGAGGUCAUCUGCGAGGACGUCCUGCCCAAGAGUCUCUCCGACAUCCGCCGUCUGACGGCGGGGCUCGCCCGGCGCCAGCAGCCUCUGAGCUGGCAGGACUUCGAGAGGACGGUGCUGACGCUGGUGUACACUGCUCAGACUCUGGCUCGACUCAGCAGCCAGCAGCAGAGAGAGGCGUGGACGGACGCGGUGAUCCAGCUGUUCAGGGCCGUUCAGAAGGAUCUCAGGCCCUCUUGAGGAACAAUCAGAUGUCAUUUUUAAAAAGAAAUAUAUGUAUAUUAUGUGCAAUUAUCCAAUUAGCCCUUUUUAAUGCAUAGUCUAUAUACAGAAUGUGCUGUAACACUAGGUGCUACAUUAUACUGCUUUUGGUAUACAAGAAAUGAAUGAAGUUUAAACCAUGAGCUCUGCAAAAGCUAGUGACUUAAGAUUUUCAUGCACAAGAAAACUACAUGCUUUACUGUUUUGAACUAACAGGAAAUGAUGCAGCAUAUGAACUGGAAUGCCACUUCAGA